AUGAUAAUGCAGUGAUGAUGGAGAUAGACCACGAAGCUAGUCAAGUUUACGUGGAACAAUUAAGUGUUUUACCUAAUCAAUUAGCUACCUCCGGAGCAUUGAGACCUAGUGCUGAAGCUAUUGAUUCUCGUUUAACUACUCCAAUUGUGAUAACUUAUGUAGAUACAGAUAAAAUUAGUUUUGAAAGGAAUAAAUCAGGGAUUUGGGGUUGGAGAAGUGAUAAAACAGAAGUUGUGAGUGAACAUGAAUGUAAAGUAUUUAGUGCUAAUAAUGUAGAAUUAGUGACCAAAACAAGAACAGAGCAUCUAAUAGAGGCUGAUAAGUCACGGCAUCGUUCUCCAAGAUCACCUUUACAAUCAUUUCUUGGAAUUGUUGAAGAAAAAACAGUGUCACCGACUGAAAAUGGAGAUUCCAAAGAAUGUCAUAGUAAUCCAUGCCAUAUAUCUCCUGAAGAAUAUUUUAAUGAAGAAGUUAAUCUGGAAGGAAGAGAUAUUGGAAGACCCAAAGAAAUAACUACAAAAGUACAAAAAUUCAAAGCUAAUUUAUGGCUUUGUGAAAAUUAUCCUUUAUCAUUGCCUGAACAGAUAUUGCCUAUAGUAGAUCUAAUGGCCAUUAGUAGUACUCAUUUUGCAAAAUUAAGGGAUUUUAUUACGCUUCAGUUACCUUCUGGAUUUCCUGUUAAAAUAGAAAUUCCACUGUUUCAUGUAUUGAAUGCUCGUAUUACAUUUGGUAAUAUAUUUGCAAUGGAUGAGGCAGUAACAGGAGUAACACCAAUUAAGGAAGAUAGUCCAGUUGCCUGUUAUAUAGAUGAUUCUUGUUUUGAGCCUCCGGUUGGCUAUGUUAGAUUAGGAAAUAAUGAACUACGUCAUCUGAGCAUUGACGAUGACGACGAACUUCUCCAAUAUGCCAUCCAACAAUCUCUCAUGGAAGCAGGAAGUGAAGAUGAUCAGGUUACCAUAUGGGAAGUUCUACGAGCACAGCGACCAUCAAAUACCAUACAGUCGGAUGAAGACCAAGCUCUUCAGAGAGCAAUUCAAGAAAGUAUGGCUUCUUACUUAAGCUCUUCCGAUAAUUUACCACCAGAAAACGAAGUUAGAGGAGAAGCGAACAAUGACGAAUCUCAAUUGGAGCUGGCAUUAAAAUUAUCGGAACAACAAAAAGAAGAGGACGAGAGAAAAAGACGAGAAGAAGAAGACAUAUUGGAAAGAAUUUUACAAUUAUCUCUAACGGAAAAGUAACUUAGGCUCCUUACUUGUGAUACGAUUAAAGGUAAUUCUCGAUAAGGCAAUAUUUACUUCAAAUAUAUAUAAAUAUAUAUAUAUAUAAUAUUUUCGGGCCGAUGGUAUUUAUAAAAUUAUAGUCGAGGAACAUCGACUUUCGGUCAGUUUAUGUAAAUGCACAAUCGAUUAAUCGAUUUUUAAUAAAUCUGGUUUUUGAUACUAGUUUAAAAAAAAACAUCCGAAUGCUUUUUAUCUUCUUCGUUUUCCCUCUUCCUCGACGAAGCAUUAGGUAAAAAAAAAUGAAGACUUCGGUGCAGCCUUUAUUAGUUAUUAACCGAAGCCAAACUUUGUACAUAGGUUUUUUGCCGUUGCUGUAUAAAUUGCCGAUGUUUUCACUUUAAAAAAGCGUUGACAAACGUUGAAAUUUUAAAAAACGGAAUUCGUAUUUGUCUUUUUUUGAUAUGUUGCGUAUUAAAUUAAAAAAACCAAAAAAAAAUAUCUGUGACCCGAUGCGAAGAUUCGAAUCGCUUCCGUUCGAAAACUCUACCAUACGUACAGUAAGCUAGCACUGCCAUUUUUGGACAGCAUUUAGCGUAAUUCGAACGAUACAAAUAGUUUGUAUCAUGUAAAUUAUAUUAUAUAAAUUGUAGAUUUUUUUUAAAAAAAGAUCUGCAAAAUUAUUAAAAAUUAAGAAUCAUUAUAUAUAAACUUUAGCCCGUACAAUUCCAUUGCUACGCUUCUUCUACCAGAAACUAUCUUCCGAGUUACCCAUGAUAUUUACAUGGACGUUACAUUUAUAAAAAAUUGGAAAAUUUUUGUUUGGAUUUGAAGCUAAAAACAAAUUGAUUCUUAAUUUUUUAAUGAUUUUGGAUUCAUUAUACUUUAUCCUGUUUACUUUUAAACUUUUAAAGCAUAAACUUGUAUUUUAAAACUAAUUCGGUUUCUUCCAUUUGAAAAAUUAUAUUUGUACGAUACUUUCUUGAAUUUUAAGAUAUUCCAGAAUAAUCCGAAAGUAUGUAUAUCUUUGUAAUUUUGAUUUAAAUUAUGAUCAUAAGUAAAUCGAUGUUUUAGAAAAUUCCAAGUUUCUGACUUAUUUAUACAUGGUAACAAUUGACACCAUACAUUCUACAUUGGACACAAAUAACUAUUUACCGAAAUAUUUUAGAACACUGCCGGUUUUAGGUUGUGAGAUGCCUUAGUUAAGCAUAGACUUGAGGCCUCUUAUAAGUUUAUGUUGUAAAGCCCGUACCUAAGAUACUCGAUAUUGUUCGAGUCCAGGAUCAUAGCAGAGGGGGAAACUGAAUUCCUAGCGUUGGACGAAGAAGCAUAUAUUUGUUCGUGUUUGAGGCCCCUAAAAACGAGGCCCUAAGCAAAAAUCUAAUUUACCUAUGUCUAAAACUGCCAUUGCCUUCGACAAAUGCGAUAAUAAACCGAAGAAUUAAAUAACAUCUGAAAUACAUAAAUUUAUAAUUAUUAACUGUAAUAAGUAUUUUUUUAAUAUCAAUCUCUAGUAUUUUUUAAAGUAUAAAUUAAGAAGUUUUGGUGUUUUAAUUAAAAAGUUUACGUAUGAAUAUUACGCUUUUUGUUUCUUAGAUAAUUUUUUUAAAAUCAAGUAUCAGAGAAGAGAAUUCACAAAUUAUUACAGAAAUAUAGCGGUAUUUAGUGCUAGAAAGAAUAUUUAAAUAGUAUAAAGUGUAAUGAAGUAAAAAUUUACUUUCCCAGCUGUUGUACGUUAGAAGGAAAAUGCUGUACUGUAGUUGGUCAAAUUUUGACUCUCCGGAUGUCUUAAGGUCCUCUGAUUCCAAAAACAGUUCUCUCUCUUUUUUUAAAUGUGUGUGUAGGGUGUGUGUGGUGUGUGAGUUGCGUGUCUUAUGCUUUAUAUCGGGACCCCUUGGACCUAAAAUUUUGAAAUUUGGCAGGAAUACUUAGGAAUAUAUAUAUAUGGUAUAUUGAUGCUAUUAUAUCUUGGAGAUAAUAAGUCAAAAGGAAGAUAUAGGGGAGGAAAGGGGAUCGUAUCUCGAAAGGUCGAAUGGGGUCAGGCUUAAUAAAGAUCAUUACUCGUUAUUGUCAUUUACCAAUUUAAAAAAAUAAAAUAAAAAUCGAUACCUAUCCCAAAAAAUAAGCCUUUUGCCUUUUUAUAGUUAUAAUAAUUAUUUUUAAAAUUAUCUUUUAAUAAAAUCUCAUAACAGAUUGCUUCGCGCACAAUUUUAAUUCUGAGCAGUAAUUUUAGUGUUUACCCCUAUAAUAAUCCAUUUUUAUACAAAUAUUUCUCAUUUGUAAAAAUAGAAAAAUUUCUCAUAAUUCAGUAAAAUUACUCUGUUUAAGCUUCUGUUAUUUGUAUGUUAUAUCAUAGUAUCGUUGAAAAUGAUCGGACUUAUUUCCUGGCUCCUUGAACCUCCUGUUCGAGCCGGAAAAGUACAAGAACUCUCUCCAGCUUUUUUUUUUAAUCUCGUGUUGUAUAUACUUUAUAAAGCAAUAAGUUUGUCAUCUUCGGUGUCUCUUUUCAAACGUGCUGUUACCUCAUUUUCUAGUAGUUUGGUUUAAUGUGAGGUGUGACGACACGUACAACGCUGGAUGCGAACGGGGUAUAAUACCUCGUUCGCACCAAGCAUUUCGAUCUAGAUUGUGACUAAGGUGGAAGAGUGUUCCGUGGUGCGAACGCUAUCGACCGUUUCAAUCGCGAUCCGACUGGAGAGAGUUCGUGAAACUAGAUCCAGUCAUAAGAAACUAGAUCCCACAAUCCCACGCGCGCGAGAAAAUACAAGAUGGCUGCGGAACACGUGUCGAGCUAUCGACAGAGAAAUAAAAAAGACAC
This is a messenger RNA of Centruroides sculpturatus (bark scorpion), 4035 nucleotides long. RefSeq names its product ankyrin repeat domain-containing protein 13D-like. Gene Ontology annotation, cellular component: cytoplasm. The transcript is spliced from 9 exons. The record is from RefSeq and is a predicted model, not a curated record. The coding region runs from base 15 to 1238 and encodes 407 amino acids. NCBI's taxonomy places the organism in Eukaryota, Metazoa, Arthropoda, Arachnida, Scorpiones, Buthidae.